Messenger RNA from Moneuplotes crassus, 774 nucleotides. Lineage: Eukaryota; Ciliophora; Spirotrichea; Euplotida; Euplotidae. The record is from the annotation of a GenBank genome assembly.
UAAUUGGCAAAUAUUUAGGUAUUAAAUGCAUUGAUAAUAAUUUUUAGAGCUUUAAGCUCCAGAUAAUGUUCCAAUCUUUCCAAUAUCCCUUUGGGGCUGUAUGAGAAGUUUAGUUUAGCUUCUUAGCCUCUAAUUGCUAUAGAGUAUAGAUCAUAGGUUCUGACUGCUUCUAUUUCAUUUGUGUAUAUUUCGAUGUACUUCUUGACUUGCCCAACAUUGAUGGAUGCUUGACAGUUAGAGUUGUUCUUUAAUACUCCAAUGUACUCAGACCUCCUUUCAAGGUGUACUUUAUGGGUGCUUCUCGCCUUCUUGGAAGAAGAAGCGAAUCUAGUUGCUUUUUUAUUGAGAAUCUCAAGCCUCAGCUUGAGAAAGCCUUGUGUAAUAUGAAGCUAAGUGGUCAUACUCUUUCUUCUUUUAAGUACUGGUUGCUAACAUUUACUGAUAUGGGUCUUUAUGGAGCUUGUUUAAUUAUCGGAGGAGUCUCUCUGAGAAAUCUUCUGAGGAGUCUGCGUAUUUGUAACUAUCUGGUGAGGUGCAACUUCAUGUUGAAUGAGAGGUGGGGAUUGUUAAUUUGUAGAGAAGCAGAAUCAGCAAUCUUGGAGGCUAGGCACUACUUCAUUCAACUGACUCAUUCAAUAAGUUGAACUAAGGUGCUUAAUCAUGCUUGAGUACUGCUGUACGGGUAAGGGAGCAUAAUUCUUAUUUUUGGUUGAGUGUGUAAAAUUCAUUUUUAUUGUUAUCAAGUAUCUAUUUUAUCUUUCUGUAUAGUACUUC